Molecule: messenger RNA, 1502 nt
Organism: Rana temporaria (common frog)
Lineage: Eukaryota; Metazoa; Chordata; Amphibia; Anura; Ranidae
Gene: NUP43
Product: nucleoporin 43
Exons: 8
Coding region: 149-1276 (375 amino acids)
Cellular component (GO): nuclear pore outer ring
Molecular function (GO): protein binding
Source: RefSeq, a predicted model, not a curated record
AGCCCUCUUGUCCCCAAGUGUAUGACAGAAACUAGGUGGGGAAUGGCUUCACCAAUCAGGAGAAGAGAGAGAGAAGUCGGCCUGUCAUAGUUGUGGUAGAAUUUGGCGCUCCAUGUGCUGUGUGGGAGAAGAGCUGUGAUUCCACAACAUGGAGAACGUCAAAGCCAAGUUCGUGUCACAGAAGAUCAGUAAGACCCGCUGGCGCCCGGAGCCGGCCUCCUCUCUGCAGCAGCCGGACCUGUUCGCUGCGGGCUCCUGGGACAAUGAGGAAAACAAAGUGUCCAUAUGGUCCACUGGAGAGUUUGGAACAAUUACUAUGGAUGAAGAUUACGAAACCGAUAUAAAAUUGUUGUGUGAGAUCAGACACAAAGGCGAUGUAACAGACCUGCAGUUUUUAGAUCAAGAAAGAAUUGUGACGGCAUCAUCGACUGGAAAAGUAACAAUCUUUCGUCACCAUCAGACGAAUGAGACAUUAUCAGAAAAACAGAAGUGGGAGCAUGCUCAUCAAAAUGUUAACUCAAAUGGCACAGGAGCACCGUGCACUGGUAUUGUUUGCAACAGUCCAGAAAUUGUCUCUGUUGGAGAAGAUGGCCGAAUAAAUGUUUUCAGAGCUGACAGCAAAGACAUAGUAAGGACAAUAGAUGAUGCAGACAGCAGUACAAUGCAUGCAGUAACAUUUCUUCGUACCACUGAGAUUUUGACUGUCAAUUCCAUUGGACAGCUGAAGAUGUGGGACCUUAGACAACAGGGCAAUGACCCUACACAAAUAUUCUCUGUAGCUAAUGAGAGGGUCCCUUUACACUGCUUGGACAGGCAUCCAAGUCAACAGCAUGUUGUAGCAACAGGCGGUCAAGAUGGAAUGCUAUGUAUUUGGGAUGUUAGACAGAGCAAAAUUCCAGUAUCCUUGCUCAGCGCUCACAAUGCAGAAAUGUGGGAGGUUCAUUUUCACCCUUCAAAACCGGAUCAUAUAUUCACAUGUUCUGAAGAUGGUUCCCUUUGGCAUUGGGAUGCAUCAGCUGACGCUGCAGACCGACCUUCUUUUCUUCUUGGAGGAAGAGGAACUUCACAUUUGUCCCGUAGCACUUUAGGACAGUCUGUUAGCCAGUCAUUAAUGACACCUUGGCUCAGCAGUGAUCCCACAAAAGGACGUCUAGAAAUUAUCAAUGUAAUGCCCUCUUACACACUAUCUGUGAACAGCCUGGAUGUUUUAGGCGAAUACCUUGUAUGUGGCACUGAUUCAGAGUCCAUCUAUGUUUCCAAAAACCUUUUCACAUAGAUUUUUGAACAAGAGUGGAUUGGGAUGUGGCAAGGCCUUUUUCCUUUUGAUUUUGUAUUUUGCUAGAAGAUUAAACAUUUUAUAAUGAUUGUCUAAUCUGCAAAUCAUUUGUUUUUAGUGAUGCCAUACUCAAAAGAAGAUUCCCAUGUAUCCUUGGGAUAAUAAGGAUAUGCGGAUGCAAGUGGUGUUCCUUCAAACAAAUGUAGUAAAACGAUGUUUGUGUUUU